CAUGGAGCCUGGCAGCGGCAGCUCGGAGCGGUUACAUAACGCCUGCAGGUCGGGAGAGAAGCUGCUGAACGUCUCCUCCUCCUCCUCCCCCUCAGCUCCACAGUGACAGCUCCGCACACAAACACACAACAACAACAACACAACCCCAAGGAGGAGAAUACACAGCAGCAUGGAGGAGGUGUGAGUUCAUAGGCAGGACCAGAACCGGGACUAAACAUGGAGACCAACCCGCUCAUUAACGCCAUGGACCCAUCCAUCACUCUGUGGCAGUUCCUGCUCCACCUGUUAGAGGACCAGCGGCAGCGUCACCUGAUUUCCUGGACAGGUGAGGAUGGAGAGUUCAAGCUGCUGGAUGCCGAGGAGGUGGCCCGUUUGUGGGGGCUCCGCAAAAACAAGCACAACAUGAACUAUGACAAACUGAGCCGAGCGCUCAGGUACUACUACGACAAGAACAUCAUCAAGAAGGUGAGCGGACAGAAGUUUGUGUAUAAGUUUGUGAGUCAGCCCGACCCGUCUCUGCCUGAUGGAGUACACAGCAGUGACGACGUCCCAAGAAAAGAUGUCUCUGACCCAAAUAACCAGUUGAAAAAUAUUGGGGGCAUGGCUUCUACCUGUCAGUCCAAGGGCUUACCUCAGCGUUCGUCACCUAGCAGCUCCCAGAAGAGCUCCAGAAAUGACUACAUGAAGUCUGGACUCUACUCCACCUUCACCAUCCAGUCCCUGCAGACCCCACCCAAUCCCCGACCUGUCAAAUCAGAGCUCCUGCUGCAACAAGACGCCGCCCCCCAGGCUGACCGCCCCCCCAGAGAGAUCUGCCUGCUGACGGACAGUAAACCCCCCCUGUCAGUGGGAGGGGCUGUUGACUCUCUCCAGGUGAUCGUAACACAGACGUCUCCCUGUCCCACUCCGGCGCUCAGUCCACAGAUGCCAACCAACCCCAGCAGCCAAUCACAGAACCCCCCCACAGCCCACCUGAGUGACCCCCCACAGAUUUAUCUCAGCAACAUCGGGGACCCAACCUCCCUCACCCCCCUCCUUCCUCUUGGACAUGUAGGAGCGGUGGGGAGUGCUGUCCCCCCUGUCCCCACCCCCAGUGUCUCAGUGGGUCCCCCCCAGUCCCAACAGCAGGACAGCACUUUCCCUCCUCACCCAUCUAACCCCCCACCUGUCUUUGUCAUCAUCAACCCAUCUCCUCCCCAGCAGCAUCAAACUCCUCCCACUGUCCACACCCCACCCACUGCCCCGCCCCCUGAGCACUCCCCUCCCCCCCACAUCGAGAUCAAGGAGGAGAACCUGCCAUCAGAGGAGGAGCUGCUGGAGAUGGUGACUCUAGAGAGGAAGCAGGCAGAGGAGGUUCCUCAGCUGAUCUGCAGCUCAGCAGAACCAGAACCACCCCUAACUAUUGUGGAGAGCCCCACCCCCCCCAUCUUGGAGCCCAGGGUGGGAGUCCAGCAGGAAGGAGCGCAGGAGGGAAGGGAGGCCAAGGACUCACCAGCAGAUCUCGCCGUGCCUCCGAUGACAUCAUCACUCACCUCCACAUCCGGCGCCGUUCCUCCUAAACCCAAGAAACCUCGAGGGCUGGAGCUGCCGUCCUCCCCCUCACUCCCCCCCGGCCUCUCCCAGGAUAAGGUGAACGCAGCUGUAAACAGUUUACUGGCUCCUGGAUCUGCGACCAACACGCUCACACCAUCGGUGAUCACCUCCCACGCUCUGACUCCUGUCCUGCUGACUCCCGGCGCUCUUCCCUCCACCAUCCACUUCUGGAGCACGCUCAGUCCCAUCGCCCCUCGCUCACCUGCCAAGCUCUCCUUCCAGUUCCCGUCUAACGGCAGUAACCAGAUCCACAUCCCGGCUCUGAGCGUGGACGGCCUCUCCACCCCCGUGGUUUUGUCCCCCGGCCCCCAGAAGCCUUGACUCUCCAGCCCCCCCCCCCUUCACCCAGCCCCUCAGUGGGCGGUUUCACCUGAUGAGCCUCCUCCAUCCCUGGAGGUUUGGAGCAGAACCGGUUCUGGUGCUGAUGCUAUGCAGUCUGACUGCAGGAGACUUGGACGACGAAGACGCUGCGCAGACAGCAGAUGGACGUCCUUCAUGCUCCCUAAGCCCCACCCCCUUAGCUUGAUUACAGGGGAUGUUGGGAAACCCGGUGCUCCUCUUGACUCUGAAGCAUCUUGACUGGUUGGUACGUAACCAUGACAACGGUGUGGAAACACUAAAGCAGAAGAAGAGCUGAAAGGGUUUUCCUCGUCUGGUUUUAUUUAUUCUGUUUCCUGGCGUCGCCGCGGGUUCCUGUGAGGAUUUUCCUGCUGGAUUCCCUCAUCGAGACUUUCUCUGAGCCGCUGGAUGGUUUUAGUUGGGCUCCGAUUGGCUGGUUUUAGGCCACACCUUUUAUUGAUUCGAGUGACUGUUGAUGAUGGAGAAUCUUCUGAGCCACGUUUUCCUCCCUAAAUGCCGCUGAGGCGAAGAUCCCGUCACAUUCCUCUGACUGCAGCGUUCCUGUUUUCAUCCGAACAUUCCGAACAAGCGUGUAAAUAUUCACCUGCUUUUGUCACUGGAAGCUUCAUUUGCUUCAGUCGUGUUGCCACAAGUUCUGUUGUUCCAGCCCGGCUCUGUUGUUUCAGCCCGGUUCUGUUGUUCCAGCCCGGUUCUGUUGUUUCACUCAUGUUCUGUUGUUUCAGCCCGGUUCUGUUGUUCCAGCCCGGUUCUGUUGUUUCAGCCCGGCUCUGUUGUUCCAGCCCGGUUCUGUUGUUUCAGCCCGGUUCUGUUGUUCCAGCCCGGUUCUGUUGUUUUAGCCCGGUUCUGUUGUUCCAGCCCGGUUCUUUUGUUUCAGCCCGGUUCUGUUGUUGCAGCCCGGUUCUUUUGUUUCAGCCUGGCUCUGUUGUUUCAUCCCGGUUCUGUUGUUCCAGCCCGGUUCUGUUGUUCCAGCCCAGUUCUUUUGUUUCAGCUCGGUUCUGUUGUUCCAGCCCGGUUCUGUUGUUGCAGCCCGGUUCUUUUGUUUCAGCCUGGCUCUGUUGUUUCAUCCCGGUUCUGUUGUUCCAGCCCGGUUCUGUUGUUCCAGCCCGGUUCUUUUGUUUCAGCUCGGUUCUGUUGUUCCAGCCCGGUUCUGUUGUUGCAGCCCGGUUCUUUUGUUUCAGCCUGGCUCUUUUGUUCCAGCCCGGUUCUGUUGUUCCAGCCCGGUUCUUUUGUUUCAGCCCGGUUCUGUUGUUCCAGCCCAAUUCUGUUGUUUUAGCCUGGUUCUGUUGUCCCAGCCCGGUUCUGUUGUCCUGUGGAGUUUUGAUUGUUUUAGCCCCGUUAGGUUGUCAUGGCAACAUAAUGAGCCACCGCCUGCCUCAGAUUCUGUUCCUGAAGUAGAUAAUCGUGUCUGGACUGGGAUCAGAACUGGUCCAAGCUCCUGGUUAUUAAAUGUUGGUUCUGCCCAGCUGGACCGGGUUUCAGCCCUGAGAAACUCUAAGAUCUGAGCUAGUUUGGGGUCAGUGAACUCACCGUCACUAGGCUGCUAAUGGCAGGUGUGUAGUUCUGAGUGGGCUCUGGUUCCAUCAGAACCAUAAACCCGAUCCUGUUUUUGUUUAGACCAGACGAGUUGAAGGUUGUUUAUAGUCGGACUAGUGAACCGGACUGAAGUCGGAACGUUUUGGACUCUCAGAACCAGCUGGCUCCGCCUCCUGCCCGACUGCUUCGGUGACUCGUGCGGAUGUUGGUGAAAACGCCGGUGCAGCAUGCGAGGAUGCCUGAAACCUUUUACUCUGACUCCGAUCAGCACCGGUGUCGUAGAAGUUCUGCUUCUAUGGAGCAGCUGACCCAAAGACAGCCAGCUCAUUGGUUCAUCACGUUAAGUGUGCUGUAGAGAUGGAUGUUUGCUGGUUUGAAUCCCAGCAGCAGGAGUUUUCCUGGCCCUGAGACAAUCAGAAGCUCUGAUUCCUGUUAGACGGAAACUUGUGGCAACACGAGGAACCCGGAAUGUGCUGCGGACCAAACCCUGAGCGAUCUGGGCCCCGUGGUCCCAAACAGACUGUUCUUCUCCCUGGUGAUGCUGUGGUUGCCGCGGUGACCUGACCUGACUGUUGCUGAUGUGGUUGUUGAUGCUGCUGUUGUGAACGUGCUUGUGCCCAGCGGCGCUGUCGGACUGUUCUCUCCUUUACAGCAUGAAUAUUUUUCUAUGGCGAGUUAUCCAAGUCUUGAAGUUUUCGGAUGUUUUCUACGGAUUCUUCGGCUCCGUGCGUCUUUCAGAGCAUGACCAAGGUCCACAAGCCAUUUCCUGUUUAACGUUUCUCUCACCAGCAGAACAUUACGAAUGUCUCCACGCGGACCGGUGCCGCCGCUCUGGUCUGUCCACACGUCGCUGCCGCUGCGCUGCAGGCUGACGUCCGAGCGAAUCAGCAGAAACUCGAGCUCCGCUCCGGCCCGGUUCUACUGUCAGCCCGGUUCAACCCGGUGUCCUCAGCUGAACCACAAGGCCUCUUACUCAAGGGAUGAGCCCGGGUUGAAACCAGAUCUUUAGUCUGUUUGGUACCGGCAGCCCGUCGCAGAGGCUCGUUGUGGUUCUGAUUCACCGGAAAACCCAGUCUGACAGGAACCAGGAGGGAGGCUGAGGGAGGGGGCGGAGCUUCAGGUGGAAAGAAGCCCCUCAGAAUGUGAGUGAGUCUUAAAAGCGCUGAAUCGCUCUCACAGAUUUGCUUAGUCAUGCUUCAGGUGACAUCAGGCGACGGCUCAAAGCAGCGUCUGAGUUUUAGGAACGCUGACGUCUUCACCUGUUUUCGUUUUCGUGAGUCGGAGGUGUUCGGAUCCACCCGGUGGAGCUAAAGCAGAUCUUUCCUGAUGUUGGGAAACAUCUGGUGUUCUGGAGCUUCCUGUUUAAUGAGGGAAGCCCCACCCCCUUCUGUGAGUGCUCAUGGUUCAGCAGCAUGAGGGGUGGAGCCAAGAGCUAUACAGGUCAUUUGAUUGGUCACCACCUGCUUAAGGUUUGCUGUGAUGCAAUGUGAGCGGUGACCUCUGACCUGUUAGUGGGCAGCUCCCAUGAUGCUUUGCAUCAGACAGGAAGCUCCAGAACCUUCUCUGUACAUACAUGUUAUCAACCCGAGCUCCACGUAACCCGAUCUAAUCGGUACUUUUCUGUCAUUGCUCCUCACAGCCAGUGUGGCCCCGCCCCUCCUCGGUCAUGAUUGGCCUUGAGGUUGAUUGAUGUUAGGGGCGGGGCCUGCUUUAUUUUUCGGGGACAGAGGUCUAAAUGUUCAACGUUGUUUACUGGAACCUUAAAAAGAAAAUAUUUUUAUGGAUAUCUGAUUUUGUUGAUGUAAAUGUUGUUUUCUACGACCUGACGCUCGCACUGGGAUGACCCAAAUAAAAGCGUACCCAUCCAAACCA
Molecule: messenger RNA, 5358 nt
Organism: Nothobranchius furzeri (turquoise killifish)
Lineage: Eukaryota; Metazoa; Chordata; Actinopteri; Cyprinodontiformes; Nothobranchiidae
Gene: elk1
Product: ETS transcription factor ELK1
Biological process (GO): regulation of transcription by RNA polymerase II; cell differentiation
Cellular component (GO): nucleus
Molecular function (GO): sequence-specific DNA binding; DNA-binding transcription factor activity, RNA polymerase II-specific
Source: RefSeq, a predicted model, not a curated record